Molecule: messenger RNA, 1275 nt
Organism: Ichthyophthirius multifiliis
Lineage: Eukaryota; Ciliophora; Oligohymenophorea; Hymenostomatida
Product: protein kinase domain protein
Exons: 9
Biological process (GO): intracellular signal transduction; peptidyl-serine phosphorylation
Molecular function (GO): protein serine/threonine kinase activity; ATP binding
Source: RefSeq, a predicted model, not a curated record
AUGGCUAAUUUUAAAGAAACCUAAGAAACUUCUGGAAUUGCAAUACAAAAAGCUGAAGCAGCCAAAUCAUAUAUAGAAAAAAAAUAUUCAAAAAUAAAGAUUCUUGAAAAAGAAAGAAAAGAUAAUUGGGAAGCAAUUAAAACCAAAAUUUCAGAAUUAAAUUUAUCUUCAUAAUAAUCUCAAUAAAUAAUAAACAAAAUCAAGCAAUAAGAGGCCUAAAAUAUGAGAUUAAUGCGUAAAAAAAUAACAGCUAAUGAUUUUGAACCUUUAUCAAUAAUAGGAAAAGGAGCCUUUGGUGAAGUAAGAAUAUGUAAAUGUAAACACACAUAAGAAAUAGUAGCUAUAAAAAAGAUGAAAAAAAGUGAAAUGAUAUAUAAAAAUUAAGUAAGUCAUGUAAUAGCAGAAAGGGAUGUAUUAGCAUUAGCAAAUAAUAUAUCUUGGAUAGUUGAAUUAAAAAAUAGUUUUUAAGAUUAAAAAUAUUUGUAUUUAGUAAUGGAAUUUUUAUAAGGAGGUGAUUUAAUGACACUUUUAAUUGAAAGAAGUAUUCUUUCUGAAAUAGAAGUGAGAUUUUAUGCUGCAGAAAUAGUUUUAGCUAUAGAAUCAGUACAUAAAAUGAAUUAUAUACAUAGAGAUAUAAAACCGGAUAACAUUUUAUUAACAAAAAAUGGUCAUAUUAAAUUGAGUGAUUUUGGAUUAUGUAAAUAAACGAAUCGAAAAAGACUAUUUUCAACAGUAGGAACUCCUGAUUAUAUAGCACCAGAAGUUUUUGGAUAGGAAGGAUAUACAGAAAGUGUAGAUUGGUGGUCUGUAGGAAUUAUUAUAUAUGAAAUGUUAAUAGGUUAUCCCCCAUUUAAUUCAGAAAAUCCAAAUAGUACUUGUAAGAAAAUAGUUUAAUGGCGAAAGUAUUUUUAGUUUCCAAAUGAACCUCAAAUAUCAACAGUUGCAAAAGAUUUAAUUAAAAAACUAAUUAUAGAAAAUGAAAAAAGAAUAGGCGUAAAUGAAAUAAAAAACAUCCUUUUUUUGAUGGAAUAAAUUGGGAGAAUAUUCAAUUUUAAAAUGCUCCUUUUAUUCCAAAAAUAAAAAGUGAAACAGAUGAUAGUAGAUUUGAAAAAUAUGAAGAAGAAGAACCUUGGGAUUAUGAAUAUUAAAAUAAUUAAUAGUGUUUUAAAAACAGAGAUUUAGAUUAAAAUUUUAUUGGCUAUACUUAUAAAAGGGAAGAAAGAAAACUUCUGGUUUAAGCCUUAUAAAAACUUGACAAUGUAUAAGUACAAAUGA